Messenger RNA from Rubroshorea leprosula, 1344 nucleotides. The record is from the annotation of a GenBank genome assembly. NCBI's taxonomy places the organism in Eukaryota, Viridiplantae, Streptophyta, Magnoliopsida, Malvales, Dipterocarpaceae.
AAGCUGUUGAGAGUAGGGAGGCCUCCACUUAAUAGUUAUGAUACACAGCAGUGUAUGCCUGAGUCAAGGGAAACUAGUAUCUUGGUGAGAUUUCCUAAUACAAGAAAUGUGGGUGAUUCGCCUCGGGUGGACUCAUCAAGAAGUUCUUAUUCUCCUGGAGGCUUGGACUUUGGAUAAUUUAAGACGAAGAUCCCCCAAGAGAGUGUUAGGCAUGUCGCCUUUUGUUUCAAAGCCAACAAUGCCUUCCACUCCUAUUAAGCCUGCACCACAACGCUCGCCACUUCUGAAUGAAACUCCACCUUCAAGCAGCAUUGUGUUGAAACCUCCUUACCCUGUAUGGCUGUAUGAACUACUUGACUUCUCCUGCUAUUUGAUGUUUUAAUUCUGCCUUUUCCUGUCUUUUCCAUCCAUGGCAUAUUUUCUUGAAGAGCUGAUUUCUGGGACUGUCUGCUGCUCAUAUAGUCAUUUUGUUUAUCUGAAUUUGUUGUUUAUAUAUAGCAGUUUGGAGUUUUUGACCUAACUUGCACUUCAAAAGUUGAGACAUAUCAACAAUAGUUGCUUAUUAAGAGAACAAUAAAUAUGAUGUCACGUAUAUCAAUCAAGGCCGAGCAAGGGUCUAAGUUCAUAGUCUUAUCUCUAUUCAUUUGGUUGUUUUCUUGAUCAUAAACAAAGAAGUCAAAGCAGUUCUGUGGAAGACUUGAGAAUCAAGCAGGCUAUUUCUGAGGAACAAAAAAGCGUUCAUAUCUCCAGGCACUGUCUCCCAAAUUUAUUGAUGUUCUGCAUCAAUAAUAUGCUUUUUGUUUUACCGUUUCUGUGUAAACGAUUGAUCUUUGUGUGAACCAGAAGAUUUUCCUUCUAACUUAGAUGCCUUUAUGUUAUUCACAAAGACUGGUGACUGAUUUAUCUUCUUCCCUUUCUCCUUUUUUCCCAUUGCUUUAUAGGGUGAGGAACAACAAACUGUUAAUGGCUUUUUGUAUUCUCUGGGCUUGGAAAAAUAUGCCCUUGACUUUAAGUAAAAGGAAGUAAGCUAUCCAGUCUGUCCUUUGUUUAAAUUCUUUUAGUAUAAGGAUGGAUUCAUUUCAAAAGAUAUUUCUUGCUCGGUGCAACAAAGAGCAAUCAAGAAAAAGAUAUAGAUGCGUUUACAGCUUGAUUUUAUUUUCUUUCUUGGUAUUACCCUGUUCUUAUUUUUUUCAUUUCUUUAUAUCUGUAAGCUGCUUCUAUGAAGAUGAACUCAGUCUUCUCAAGUUUUCACAAACACUGUACCUUGGUAGUUUGCAAAGGAGUAUCUAAGGGGAGUAUGACUUUUGUUUUUGUGUGGACCAGAUAUAAAUAAUCUCUAAAACU